GGAGCGCCGAGCACCAUGCGCGCACCUCCGGCCUCCGCGCCCGCCCCGCGCCGCGCAGCCCCCCCGCCGCCCGCCCCCCUCUGCCUCCUGGCCCUGACCCUGCUCCUUUGGGGCCGGGGGGAGGCGGCGGGGCCCUCCCGCACCGUCUAUACCAACCACUGGGCCGUCCGCGUGCGGGGGGGCCCGGCCGAGGCCGCCCGCCUGGCAGCCGCCUAUGGGUACAUCAGCUUAGGGCAGAUUGGCAGCUUGGAAAACUACUACCACUUCCACCACAGCAAAACGUUCAAGCGCUCGACGCUGAGCAGCCGAGGACCGCACACCUUCCUCCGCAUGGACCCCAAGGUGGAGUGGCUGCAGCAGCAGGAGGUGCGGCGGCGGGUGAAGAGACACAUCCGUGGUGAUCCCCCCUCCCUGCCCUUCAACGACCCGGUGUGGCCCAACAUGUGGUACCUGCACUGCGGGGACAGGAACAGCCGCUGCCGCUCGGAGAUGAAUGUGGUCGCUGCCUGGCAGAGGGGCUACACCGGCAGGAAUGUGGUGGUCACCAUCCUUGAUGACGGGAUAGAGAGGAACCACCCCGACCUGCUGCAGAACUACGACCCUCUUGCAAGCUACGAUGUUAAUGGGAAUGACCACGACCCAACGCCUCGCUACGAUGCCAGCAAUGAGAAUAAGCACGGCACGCGCUGCGCGGGGGAGGUGGCAGCAGCAGCCAACAACUCGUACUGCAUUGUGGGCAUUGCCUACAACGCACGCAUUGGAGGCAUUCGUAUGUUAGAUGGAGAUGUAACAGAUGUUGUUGAAGCGAAGUCGCUUGGCAUCAGACCCGAUUACAUUGACAUUUACAGCGCGAGCUGGGGGCCAGAUGAUGAUGGGAAGACAGUUGAUGGACCCGGCCUAUUGGCCAAGCAGGCUUUUGAGCAUGGCAUUAAAAAGGGCCGCAGGGGUUUGGGGUCCAUUUUUGUCUGGGCAUCAGGAAACGGCGGCCGAGAGGGUGACUACUGCUCCUGUGACGGCUACACCAACAGCAUCUACACCAUUUCCAUCAGCAGCACCACCGAGAACGGCUACAAACCCUGGUACCUGGAGGAGUGUGCAUCCACCCUGGCCACCACCUACAGCAGCGGGGCCUUCUAUGAGCGGAAAAUUGUCACCACUGACCUCCGGCACCGCUGCACCGAUGGCCACACCGGCACCUCCGUGUCUGCACCCAUGGUGGCCGGCAUCAUCGCCUUGGCUUUGGAGGCAAAUCCCCUGCUCACAUGGAGGGAUGUCCAGCACCUCCUGGUCAGGACAUCACGGCCAGUACACCUGCGGGCAGCCGACUGGAAGACCAACGGAGCAGGGCAUAAAGUUAGCCAUUUAUAUGGCUUCGGCCUGGUUGAUGCAGAAGCUAUAGUAGUGGAAGCCAAGAAAUGGAAGACGGUGCCGCCUCAGCACGUCUGCGUGGGAAGCCUGGACAGGGUACCCAAGUACAUCCGCCCAGACCACGUGCUGCGUGCCAGCACCCUGAGCAGUGCCUGCAGCGAGCAGCGCGAGCAGCACGUGCUGUACCUGGAGCACGUGGUGGUGCGGCUCAGCAUCGCGCACCCACGCCGUGGGGACCUGCAGAUCAGCCUCGUGUCUCCAGCAGGGACCAGGUCACAGCUCCUGGCCAGGAGAGUGUUUGACCAUUCCAAUGAGGGUUUUAAGGGCUGGGAGUUCAUGACUGUGCACUGCUGGGGCGAGAGGGCAGCCGGCGAGUGGACACUGGAAAUCCAGGACACGCCGUCCCAGGUGCGCAGCCCCACCGCGCAAGGGAAGCUGAAGGAGUGGAGCAUCCUCUUCUACGGGACAGCUGAGCACCCCUACAACACGCCAGGGGCCCCCCAGCCCCGCACAAGGACACUGGAGGUAUUGGAGAUGGAGCCGUCGAGGGCUGCCUUCCUGCAGAGCCAGGUGGAGAUGGCAGAGGAGGAGGAAGAGGAGUAUGCAGGUCCCUGCCACCCCGAGUGCGGUGACCAGGGCUGCGAUGGCCCCAGCGCCGAUCAGUGCUUGAACUGCAUCCACUACAGCCUGGGCAGUGUGAAAACCGGCAGGAUGUGCGUCAGCUCCUGCCCAGCAGGGUUCUUUGGCGACAAGGCAGCGCGGAGGUGCCGGCGGUGCUACAAGGGCUGCGAGAGCUGUGUUGGUCGGGGCCCAGGGCAGUGCACAGCGUGCAAGAGGAGCCUCUACCACCACCCUGAGAUGGGUGCCUGCCUGCCCCUGUGCCCUCCCAGCUUUUACGCCGAUGAACGUCAGAAACGCUGUCUGAAAUGCCAUCAAAGCUGUAAAAAGUGUCUCGGCGAGCCGGAUAAGUGUACUGCAUGCAAAGAUGGGUUCAGCUUGGUGGGAGAGAGCUGCGUGCCUGAAUGCCAGCCUGCCAUGUACCUCAGCCGUGAGCACCGGCGCUGCGAGACCUGCCCUGCUGGCACAGGACCCGGUGAGGAUGACUGCACACCCUGUACCCCCGACAGCCCUGCACCUCACUGGCGCUGCGUUCUCGCCUGCAGGGAGGGCUUCUAUCCUGCUGACAGCCACGGGCUGCCCAACAAGGUCUGCAAGAGGUGCGAUGAGCACUGCUCUGCCUGCGAGGGCUCCAGUGGGAACUGCGUGCGGUGUAAGGAUGGCUUCAGCCUUCUUGGUGGCUCCUGUGUGACCAACGAGACCUGUACCAAUGCUGACAAGACUUUCUGUGAGAUGGUGAAAUCAAACAAGCUCUGUGAAAAGAAGCUGUUUGUGCAGUUCUGCUGUCAGACGUGUCUUAUGGCCGGGUAAAGUCCAGUGGCCGCAUCCAGGACUUCCACCGACUGCCAGCCCGGUUUUGCCAAAUGUUUAGGACAAAAGUUUUAUUUUUUCAGCUUUGGGAGAGUUUACAUGGUGCUGUCGUAAGUUUGAUGGCUUUAAUAUCACUGUCAGCUUGUUUCUAUAGCAAUACGUUAAGCAGAGAGCGGAUCGUAGCCUGAACGAUGGAGACCUGAAAGGCCCCAGGCAGGCAGUGAUAUUAAUACUCUCAAACACUCCUCAUGAGCAGGGAGCAAGGCAUGACCCGUGCACCCAGGUUUGGUUCUGCACAGAAAUCCUACAGACGUGUGCUUGGAGUGGCCGAGGGGACAUGGGACAGCACACACAUGCGGGUCUGACCCCACUUUGUGCUCGGUGACAGCCCCAGAGACCUGCACUGCUGCCAGCCAGCGCCGUGCUCCAUACCCAUGUGAAACGACGAGCGGGCACUGCCUGGAGCAGGCUCUGUGCUGCUCUGCCACCCCGUUCGGAUCCAGCUGCUUCUCCCUGACUGUGAGUGUGGCAACGACUGGAGCUCCGCAGAGCAAAGCCCCUUGUGUGCAGGCAGAGCCGGGUGCCUGCAGGGAGGGUUCGUCCACACGGAGCAGCGUUACGGCAAAAUGCAUCUUCCUCCCCAAACGCCGAGUCUCCGUUUAGUUGGGGAAGGAGCACCGUCCUUCCUCUCGGAGGUGGUUUCCCAGUUCAUCUCUUCUAGCAUUUUGCAUCACUAUCCUGCCUUUUGCCGGGAUACCUCCCAGCCACGGCAGUGAUUUUCUUUCCCCUCUGUUUCCAAAAGAGACAUUCCAGGGAUCUGGCCAGGAAACACUCAGUUCCACAAACCCUCCCCCAAACAACCCUCUCCAUGCUCUCUCUUCCUAGUAUGUCACGUGGUGUUUAUACAAUUGUGUUUAAAAUAUCCUUGGCUAUGUUGUUUUACAGAUUUUUUUAAAAAUAACUUAUACAGUCCUUGUUUUUCUCUGUAGACUAUUUUUUUUUUAUAUGGGGAGUGGGGAAUCUUUGGUGUCCUUCAUCCUUCUCCUCUCCAACCUCAGAGAUGCUCUUUUUAACAAAACAUCCACAGUAUUUCCCUAUGCUGCAUGUUCUGAUUUUCACUGUUGAUAGAUUGAAUGAGUUAAACCUUUUGCCAGUGAAACACGCAGUGUAAAUCAACGCUGGUUCCUGUUGGAGCUGGGCUGAUCCCUGCUUGUUCCCCAUUGCCACGCCACGCCCUGUGCAGGCUUGCCUCUGUGGGGCGAAGAGGGGAGAGCCUCGCCUGAGAGCCUUGGGUGAACUGACCUCUAAGUUAAUAAACUAUUGAUCUCCCCUGAGCUACGGAUCUGUGCUUUUUGCAAAUCUGUGCAGCCACUGCCCUGUCUGGAGGCAGCUUGGGGUGGUAAGGCAGCAUGUCUUGUUGGUUUGCUGUAUCAGAUCCCCCAAUCAGCCCAGCACCUGCAAGAGGAAUGGGUCUGAGCAUCUGCUGCAUGUGCAAAAAGGUCACAUUAAUUCUCAGAAAGACCUUCUGCUUUCAGACCUUUUGCUCUCCUGAACGGUCCCUGUGUGAGGCUGGGCUCUGUGCUUUGGUGCACCCAAGCCCCUCUGGCUGGGUGUUAGGGGGCGCUCAGCUGCACAUGGGCUUCCCUCCAGCUGAGCUGGCAGGGGGCUUGCUCUCUUCCCACCCAUGAUCAGAGCAUCCUGCAGCCCUGCUGCCCACACCGCAGCUCACACACCCUCCCCUCCUUGGCUGGGAGCAGAGGAAGCUCUGGAGCCUGUUACUGUGUUUGUUUUGCAGGGAUUAACUGUGGGCCAAGUGCCCAGGGUAGUGCCUGGGUAUCUGGUACUGAGCUAUCUAAGUAUGAAAAAGGAAAAAACAGCCCUCCCAGGAGGGGCUUAUAGAAUAUCCCAAGUUGGAAGGGAUCCACAAGGAUCACAGAGUCUGAGAGAAGAUGCUUCCUCAGAGCUAUGCUGCUGUGGGCUCGUGCAUUUCACAGCUCUUCAUAUUUAUCAGAGGAUAGACGGGACUGAGCCAGAUGAUUUAUCACACACUGAUUCCUUUUGCUGCUCUGGGAUCCCCCUUUUGGUCUCAGGCCAAACCAGAGGUCAGAAGUGGGGUGAAAUGCUUCUGGCUUCUGCCACUUUGGUCGUAAAAUAGCAAACUUCCAAUUCCGUUGCUGUGUCCCAGUCCCAAGCAUUGUGUCAGCUCUGACUUCCAGUUCCCUGGCUCUCAGCUCUGCCUGCAGUACUGCUCCAUGGUAUAUUUAGAUGCACCGAAAUGCUGAAAAAGAAAACAGGAAAGAGAACAAAAUUUACCCUUACAUCCUUGGCACAACUUAAAGUAUGAAAAUACAGCCUAAGUGAGGCAAUGCAAUUGCAGAUGACCAAAUCCCCAGCAGUCUCAGCUUUCUGCUGCCCUUCAGUCUGCAGGGAAAGAGAAACGAAUUCUACAAGUUGAGUUCAUGUAACAGCAUCAGCUCCCAGUGUUUCCCAGGGCUGCAACUCCCUCAGAAAUCAUUCCUGGAAAGUAAUAACAUUCAG
Messenger RNA from Phasianus colchicus (ring-necked pheasant), 5334 nucleotides. It is a transcript of the gene PCSK6, whose product is annotated as proprotein convertase subtilisin/kexin type 6. Gene Ontology annotation, molecular function: serine-type endopeptidase activity. NCBI's taxonomy places the organism in Eukaryota, Metazoa, Chordata, Aves, Galliformes, Phasianidae. The record is from RefSeq and is a predicted model, not a curated record. Gene Ontology annotation, cellular component: cell surface; membrane. Gene Ontology annotation, biological process: peptide hormone processing.